UUCCUCCAAGACUGUCGCUUCUAUAAAAAUCCCCCAUUUCUCCCGACUCACUCUCUCCAACAAAGCUCCAUCUCUCUUUUCUCUAAAGAUCAAAUUUUUAGAGAUGGGUCCAGGUCUUUACUUGGAUAUAGGCAAAAAGGCCAGAGAUCUUUUGUAUAGGGAUUAUCAGACUGAUCAGAAGUUCACUCUCACUACGUUGACAGCUAAUGGAGUUGCAAUUACAGCUUCUAGCACGAAGAAAAAUGACAUUAUUUUUGGUGAGAUUCAGUCUCAGCUAAAGAACAAGAACAUCACUGUUGACGUGAAAGCGAACUCAGAAUCUAAUCUUCUCACAACUGUUACUAUCGAUGAGCUUGCUACUCCUGGGUUGAAGUCCAUCAUCAGCUUUGUUGUUCCUGAUCAGAAAUCUGGAAAGGUUGAGCUGCAGUAUUUGCAUGACUACGCAGGGGUUAAUGCAAGCAUUGGAUUGACUGCUAACCCCAUAGUCAACCUUUCUGGUGUGUUCGGAACAGGUGCUGUCUCUGUUGGUGCUGAUGUUUCUCUUGAUACUGCAACUGGAAACUUUACCAAGUACAAUGCUGGGUUGAGCUUUACCAAUGCUGACCUCAUUGCUGCCUUGACUCUGAACAACAAGGGAGACGCCCUGAAUGCUUCAUACUACCACUCCGUCAGCCCACUAACCAGCACUGCAGUCGGUGCAGAACUAACGCAUAGUUUCUCCAGCAAUGAGAACACCCUCACCUUUGGCACUCAGCAUGCUCUUGACCCUUUAACUUUGGUCAAGGCUCGCUUUAACAACUUUGGCAAAGCCAGCGCUCUCAUCCAACACCAGUGGAGACCCAAGUCAUUCAUCACCAUCUCUGGCGAGGUCGACACCAAGGCAAUUGAGAAGAGCUCUAAGGUUGGGCUUAUCUGUUGUUCUAAGCCUGGGGGAGUUUUAUUAUGGGGAAGGACAGCCAUUUUCGGAUCGUCGUAA
Asparagus officinalis (garden asparagus) is the source of this 976-nucleotide messenger RNA. RefSeq names its product mitochondrial outer membrane protein porin 1-like. NCBI's taxonomy places the organism in Eukaryota, Viridiplantae, Streptophyta, Magnoliopsida, Asparagales, Asparagaceae. Gene Ontology annotation, cellular component: mitochondrial outer membrane. Bases 104 to 976 code for a protein of 290 amino acids. The transcript is spliced from 6 exons. Gene Ontology annotation, biological process: monoatomic anion transmembrane transport. The record is from RefSeq and is a predicted model, not a curated record. Gene Ontology annotation, molecular function: voltage-gated monoatomic anion channel activity.